Labrus bergylta (ballan wrasse) is the source of this 1620-nucleotide messenger RNA. RefSeq names its product hydroxycarboxylic acid receptor 1-3 (gene hcar1-3). Gene Ontology annotation, molecular function: G protein-coupled receptor activity. Gene Ontology annotation, biological process: G protein-coupled receptor signaling pathway. The record is from RefSeq and is a predicted model, not a curated record. Gene Ontology annotation, cellular component: plasma membrane. Lineage: Eukaryota; Metazoa; Chordata; Actinopteri; Labriformes; Labridae.
GAAACAUCCUCGGACACAGAGGAAGAUGACUUAAAUACAGACGCAUUGGAAAUCUCUCCGUUCCUUCCUGCAACAUUUCAGAUGUGACUUCCUUUCAUUCGUCUGACAGAAAUAAGGAAGACGUUCACAAAAAGGGGAACAGGGAAACUUUCAAAAUCUCAGAACACUUCCUGGUGAUUUUACUUCCCUUUAAUUAACCACCGAACAACAACAUAAAUUUUAACUUCUUUCCACCUCUGUGAUUGAUUUAAACUUCUGAAAUGCUGCCGGAGCAGAGUGAAAACAUGAAAAUGUCAAACUGGACGACCCCGGCCCAUGGGGGUGGUGGGGGUGGAGGUAGAGGCGGGGGCUGCCCACCUGUCGGUAUCCAACUGGAGGGUUUGAUUCUGCCCCCAAUCCUCACCAUCGACGUCAUACUGGGGAUGCUGGGAAACGUAGUCGCCCUGUGGAUCUUCUGCUUCAAACUAAAGUCGUGGAACCCAAACACCCUGUUCCUCUUUAACCUGGUCAUCGCAGACUUCCUGGCUCUGCUGAGUCUGCCACUGAGGAUCGACGCCUUGCUAAAGCGCCACUGGGUGUUCGGGGACGGCAUGUGCCGGAUCAACCUCUUCCUGAUGUUUUCAAACCGCUCGGCCAGCAUCGCGCUCAUGACCGUGGUAGCGAUUUACCGCUACUUUAAGGUGGUCCAUCCUCACCACCGCUUCAACCGCAUGACCAAGCGUCAGGCUGGGUUUGUGUCCCUGUUUGUGUGGCUGCUGGUCAUCAGUCCUCGGGUUCCCAUGCUGGCUUACAACCACAUCAAGUUCGCCGACAACACCACGCAGUGCUUCUUCUUCACCUCAUACAAAGAGGCUUCACGGGCCAUCACCAUCCUAGUCGCCAUGCACCGGAUCCUGACGGUGCUGGAGUUCAUCGUCCCGCUUGCCAUGCUGAUCUUCUGCUCUGUCAGUAUCUCCAGAUUUCUUCGUGCGCGACAGAUUGGAAAACCGGACAAGGUGCGGAAGGCGAUGAGAGUGUGCACCAUCAUCGUGGCGGUGUUCGUGGUGUGUUUCUUACCAACAACAGUGACCACCAUCGGGAUGUGGGUAAUUCGCUCGUCCCGCCCGUGGGACUGUGCCUCCUUCUACACCUUCACCCAGCUCAACAUCGUGUCCCUGGGUCUCAACUUCCUCAACUCAGCCCUGGACCCCAUCGUCUACGUCUUCUCCAGCUCCAUGUUCAGGAAGGCCCUCAUCAGCUCGCUGCCCCGCGCACUGCGCUGCACAGCCAACGACGGAGAUGGGAAGAUCACUACUUCCUCAACAGAAAGUCAGGUGACCACGCAGCAGGAACUGAAAUCCAUGUGAUCCGACAGAGGGAGCGAAGCCUCGUAAAAAACUGUUCAUGAAAGAUUGUUCCUGUUGAACUUUUGUUGUAUUUUCAUCGAGUUUAAAGUUUUUGUUUAAACUGUUUAAGAAAGAGUACUUAAGCUUCCCUUAAGAUGAAAGAAUCUAACGAUAUAGAAAUAUUGGUUACUUGGAAUCCUCAUUUUACUGUUUGCACAGCCGUCCUGUCCAUGUAAACACGGUUCUGACAACAACACAGCCAGCGGGACUCGAGCUUCUCCCUCAUUGUAGACAG